Messenger RNA from Rasamsonia emersonii CBS 393.64, 2004 nucleotides. RefSeq lists its product as uncharacterized. NCBI's taxonomy places the organism in Eukaryota, Fungi, Ascomycota, Eurotiomycetes, Eurotiales, Trichocomaceae. The record is from RefSeq and is a predicted model, not a curated record. The transcript has 2 exons. Bases 1 to 2004 code for a protein of 667 amino acids.
AUGCCAGGCCUUACUCUCGAUGAUCUUCCGUCGCUCGUCGUACGCCGCAUCUGCGAGCUGGCGUGGGACAAAUCGCCUGACAGCGUCCGCAGUCUCGCCCUCGUGAACAGCACCAUCUACGUCGACGCGGUGCCGUACAUCUAUCGCACGAUCCGUAUCAAGGUUACCGGACGUAAACAGCUGAGGGAAGAACUGCGCGGCAUCGCCUUGAGAGAACGGCGUCGACAGUGCUUUAUCUACACCCGUCGUCUCGAGAUCGAUGGCUACAUGCCCACGAUCCACCAGGAGCGCCAUGGCGAAUUCAGUGGCCGCCGCGUUCGGAUUAUCCUUGAUGGUGAUGGGGAGGACGUUGGUGACUUGGAGGAUGAAGACGACGGGCAGGAGUACGAUGAGUUGGAGCCUGUGUAUUCGAAUUUGCUCGACCGAGACGAUCCAGAGGACGCGCCCGUGGACGUGGACUUCGCCUGGCAGCCUCUGGCUAAUGCCCUCGCCCUCUUCAGCCGUCUGACGGAUUUCGUGUUUUCAUGCGAUAACCGCUUCCCUCCCAUUCUUCUGGAGGCGUUGCAUGAACAUCACCCUCAGUGCCGCCUUGACGUGCGCAACUUCUGGGUUCGCAAUCCGAGAGGCCCCGAAGUCCAUCCGCUCGAUCGUGAGCUGUUUUCUUCGCCGUGUCUCCAUGCUAUCGGUUUGCGCUAUGUCCCCACUAGCCGCCAACCUGAUAACGAUGUCGACUACGACGCGGUGGUUACCAGCAUGCUGACAUCGUUGGCUCCGAAGCUCAAAAUCGUCCGCAUGCUCCCGUGCCUGACUAUGUCGGGGCCAACUGUGCGAGCGAAUUGGACCGGGUUCGAUACUGCUGGGGGGUUGUUCGGUAUUGGUGAACUCACCUCGCUGAGCAUGGGAGGAAUCUACGAAGGAGGGAGGAUCUGGCAGACGACGGGCAGGGAGAUGCUUCGCGCGUGGAAGGAGUACACCGAUUUCUCGAACCUACGCUCGCUCACUCUUCAGGCAACGUCGCUCACCUUGCUUGACACCAUGAGCAAUCUCAAUACCUUGCCCGCGCUCGAACGCCUCGCGAUCUAUCCAACAAGCGGCGAUGACAGCGACUUCUUCCAGACGGUUAUUUUGACGUUUCUCGAAGGGUUGAAGCCACUGUCCUGUCUGCGUCUGCGGUUCCCUGUAGCGGCACAGCUUCGGCAGAGCAUCUUCGACUUGCACGGCCCGACGCUCGUUGAUCUCGCUCUCGAGCCCAUGACGCUCGGCGAGCUGUUGAUUCUGCGAGAGGCGUGUCCCCGCCUGGAGCGUCUGGAAACGACGAUCAAGCGCUCGGAGUCGGAUCGGUGGGAGACUCGUUGCUAUGAAGCACUAGGCCGGCUCCCUUGUCUGACAAAGCUUCUUUUGCGCCUGGACUGCUCGAUUCCGGUCACUCCUGUGCCAGCGAAUAAUGGCAAUCAGCCAGGGGGUCCGAAUGUUAUCGUUCGAGACGUCGAUCGGAUGGAGUUCCCGCCAGAUCCUCGUCUUCGUAUCGGCCAGAUCCAGAGCAUCAUGACCAACUCGGCGGUGGAUGGGACGCUGGUCAGGCAGAUCUGGGAUGUGAUUGCUGAGCACAAGGCGGGGAAGCCUUUGCAGUAUCUGAAGAUCAUGAAUCGACCUGGCGAAAAGUACAUGGGCCGUCGGAUUAACGGGAUCGGGAAGUGCAUGAGGGACAUGAAACGGACGUAUGUGGUGCAACGGGUCUUGAGAGAGGGACAGGAAUCGAUCACCGUCCGCGAACUCGGGCAGCAGAGACGUGACGAGCGCGUCGCGUUGGAUCGAUACCAGGAGAUGGAGCUUUUCGCCGAGGUCUGGCCUUCUGGCCCCCCUGCCGACCUGGAAAUGCUGCGAGUGUUUCGUCGUAUCUGGGGUCCGAUGCCGGGGAGCGUCGAUUGGAGAGACGAUUGGCGCAGCAAGCCGCUGCAGCGCGAGGCAGAGCCGUUCUUGUGGAAUCUUCUUGGAGCGAGCUGA